AAAAGGAGUUGAAUAUUGGAGCUCCACAGAGGCAUCCUAUAAUGGUGUACUUGGAGGCUUCGGACUUGGUACACUCCCAAGAGUAGACGCACAGAGUUCUAGAAUGAUGAUAUUGAAAUUACUCCCGCGCUUAUCGCAAACGAAGAGUAUAAUGAACCCGAAACCUUCAGAAAGGCUAGAAAGUCGCGCUAUGGAGGCAGGAGCGGGUGUAGGACGUGUCAGCACUGACGUAUUGUUGUAUUACUCAAAGCACGUUGAGUUGGUUGAACCAACACCAAAAUUCACUGAGAGGGCUAGACAAAGAUUGGCAGAACACCCUAAGGUCACAGAGGAAGGCGCUACUUGGACUAUUAAGGAAGUUGGCUUGCAGCAGUGGCAACCUGAUGGUAUAUAUGAUCUAAUCUGGUCGCAAUGGUGUCUUCCUCACUUAUCUGAUGAUGAAUUAGUAGAAUAUUUCAAGAAAGCAGCUGGAUCAUUGAGGAAAUACACAACUGGGGAUGAGUUCUAUGGUCAGGAUGGAUUGCUCGUCGUCAAGGAGAAUGUAUGCUCUGAUACAGAUUAUACGUUGUUUGAUGAUGAAGAUUCUUCGAUAACAAGAUCACAUCAAGCGUAUUUAGAUCUAUUCCAGAAAGCUGGACUGUCUAUCGUUCAUCAAGAAGUACAGCUCGGAUUCCCAAAGGAAUUAUAUCAAGUACGUAUGUAUGCAUUGAGAUAGACAUUUUUGUAUUUUACUCUCUUCUUCGUCGACAACCAAGAGUAUGCGUGUUCGAGUGAGGAGUCUCGAGAGUGAGAGGAUAAAUUUCGUAUUAGAGGAUGUAGAUUUAGCACUAGCGAAUGCUUUACGAAGAAUACUCAUAGCUGAUUUACCUACUAUGGCUAUAGAUAUCGUUAAUAUAGAGGAAAAUAGCUCCGUUUUGGUGGAUGAAUUCAUCGCUCACAGAUUAGGAAUGGUUCCAUUGAUAUCGACAGCUUGCGACAAGCUAAUCAACUACAAUCGUGACUGUGUAUGCUUAGACCAUUGCCCAAAGUGCUCCGUUGAACUCGAACUCAAUAUAAAGUGCACUACACCAGAGACAGUCUUGGUAACUUCAAAUCAUUUACAAAUAAAAGGACAAGUCGCAAAUGACACCUCAGGAAAUCUUAUAGACCCUCCAAUUGGUUUGCCAGACAACUUUGGUCUGCCUAUAAAUUAUCAUCAGGAAGGCGCAUACCCUAUUACGCUUUGUAAAUUGCGACAAGGACAAGAAUUGAGAAUAAAUUGUAUCGCCAAGAAGGGUAUUAAUAAGGAGCAUGCUAAAUGGGGUCCAACGAGCGCUGUUGCAUUCGAAUAUGACCCUUACAACAAACUCAAACAUACGCAUUACUGGUUCGAACAAGAUGAGAGAGCGGAGUGGCCACUCUCUGCAAACGCAACUGAAGAGGCCCCGCCUGAUGACAGCCCAAUCGGUCUUAAUGCUGAACCAAGAACAUUCUACUUUGACGUGGAAGCAACUGGUGCACUUGAACCAAAAGAUAUGAUUUUAUUAGCCUUUGCGGAACUACAGAAUAAACUAGCUGGUAUUGUCUUAGCACUCGAUCAACCUACUGAUCAAGAGGGUUAUAUGGAUAACAACAACCUAGUUGAAGGUAUGGAACCAAGUUCAACCGCGGCUGAUCAGGUUGAUGAUUGGGGUGUUGGUGCUACACAGGGUGGUUUCGACUGGACUUAGUAUCUCAAUUUGACAUAUAUAUAUAUAUAAUGUAAUAAUGUAAUUUAUAAACAAGUUAUUUUACCAAUUUUGUCGUAAACUUAAAGUCGCCAUAUUUCUCCAAUUCUUGGAUAAGUACAUCACCAAGUGCAGAUGCAGGUGUGUAUACACCGCCUUCCUUCUUUGGUGUUUCCUUUGCCAAUAAUAAGGCGACUUCCGAUGACAUUAUACCUGUUAAGCUAUAUCCUGCGUGUCCUUUUCCUGUGACUCUAGUGUGCAUCUCAUGACCAUCUACAGUCUUUGUUGUGUUGUCAAGUACGAGACUACAAGCGGCAUCCUGCUCUGGUGUAGGUCCAGUACCAGACUUUGGAGCAACCUUCUGGAGGAGAGCUCUGAACCAUGGGAAAGUUGCGAAAAGGAAACCACCGAGUGCCAUCAUAACACCUCUCAAUAAUGCUCGGAAGAAGCUCUCGUGGGAGAGUGUCUCGGUGUAUUUAAAUGUCUUGCUGUAGAGUUGUGGAAGUAAUGCAGCUGACCUGUAAACAACUCUGAUGUUAUGUGGACCCAACAACCAAGGUGUGCCCCAUUUGCCGACGGCGUUGUCGUAGCUGAUAAGCUUCUCUCCAUUUUGUAACUUUGCUCUCUCUGAGUUAACUUCUGGAGCUAAUGACCAAACAUCUCUUCUGUUUUCUCUGAGUUGAUCUUUUGGCGUUUUGUCAUACAUUGUGAGAAGUGAGCUAAUAGUACCACCGCUAGCACCCUUGAUGAGACCGCUGAAGCUAGUGUGUGAGUAAUUGAUGUCACUAUAGAUUCCAUUAUCACGGAGACCUUUAACGGACUUGUAGACGGCGAUAUCUGAUGGCAAACUAUCUAAACCAGUUGAAGGUACCAAAAUUGAACCAGUUUGGGAUGCCUUAUAUGUUAAUUGUUUAACCAAGUUAAUGUAAUAAGAUGGACCUUCUCCGUUGAUAUCUACAAAGUGUACACCUGCUCUAACGCAAGCAGUAGCGACACU
Molecule: messenger RNA, 2703 nt
Organism: Wallemia mellicola CBS 633.66
Lineage: Eukaryota; Fungi; Basidiomycota; Wallemiomycetes; Wallemiales; Wallemiaceae
Product: DNA-directed RNA polymerase II subunit RPB3
Exons: 6
Coding region: 759-1709 (316 amino acids)
Biological process (GO): DNA-templated transcription
Cellular component (GO): RNA polymerase II, core complex
Molecular function (GO): protein dimerization activity; DNA binding; DNA-directed RNA polymerase activity
Source: RefSeq, a predicted model, not a curated record